Megalobrama amblycephala (Wuchang bream) is the source of this 8282-nucleotide messenger RNA. RefSeq names its product apoptosis-associated tyrosine kinase b (gene lmtkb). Gene Ontology annotation, biological process: brain development; peptidyl-tyrosine autophosphorylation. The record is from RefSeq and is a predicted model, not a curated record. The transcript is spliced from 11 exons. Lineage: Eukaryota; Metazoa; Chordata; Actinopteri; Cypriniformes; Xenocyprididae. The coding region runs from base 1900 to 6372 and encodes 1490 amino acids. Gene Ontology annotation, molecular function: protein tyrosine kinase activity; ATP binding.
CGGCUGGUUUUGUGGUCCAGGGCCACAUAUGUAUUUUAUUUCAGCUGUAUUUCAAUGACCAAAAAUUAUUGUGAUUGUUUUCAGUUUCACUUAACAAGUAACAACACUUGUAUAAUAUCAAAAAGUGUUCUUUCGGUUUGGCUUUAUGCUGCUAAUGAUGGAUAUACACAUUGAUUUGAUUUAUAAAUGAAUUUCACUUAAUUGCAAUCCAUGCAAUUUGUAACUAUAUCUUAAGUAUUUUCAUAUAUGCUGUAUGGCUGUUUGUACAAUCCCAUUGUAAUAUAAUAUUUCGUAUCCCGCACCCACAUCAAAACAUUCUGAUUUGUUUACCGGCCAUUUUCACAUUCUCGCUUAGACUAGAAACCUCAGGAAUAAUAGUGUUAGUGUUUCCAUCCUCUCAGUGGUACCGAGCAGCACCGCCGGCAUGACAAAGAGCCCAAUUCUCCCCAGCGAGGGCUCUCAGAGAGGGGGCAGGCUGAAUGAACAGCCUCUACAACACCACAUGGGCGUAAAAUAUGGCUGCUGCAUAAAAAGAGGACAGGGAGUGAGACAGUAUGUCAUGCACCCUUACAAUAAACUGUCUGUUUGUGGGCACGAUGAGAUGAGAGAAAGAGAGAAAGGGAUUGUUAUAGCUUUUUGAGAUGAUAGAGAUAUGCAAGGAUCUGUCAGAUGGGAGGUUGAAUGCUACAGAAAAUCACUGGUCAAAUCUAUCCCUACUGCAGCAGUCUUCAUCCAUUCCCUGCCUUCUCUGCCUUCUGCAUUUCAGAAAAAAAUGGCUUUCAAGCAGUUUGAUAGAUCACAGCGAGAUUUUCAACUCUUCAGACAGACUCUAGAAUUUGAUUUUGUGCCGUUUAACCUCACUCUUGUUCAGAAGAUUGCUCACUGCCAUUUGGAGAGGAUAUUUGGAGGAUGAUUUUUUUUUUGCUGGUGGAAAAUCUUGAUGAGACUUCACUUAAUGCACUUAUUUGUGCAAUAAGGUCCAGCUCCUGAGAUCCACAGAUCUUGGCCGCCACAGUUUGCUUUACAUAAAAGAGAUUGGACAUGGCUGGUUUGGCAAGGUAAGUCUAGUUGGUCUUUUGUUCAUUGUAUAUUUGUUCUGAAUGUGCACCUCGCAGACAUGGACGCCCUAAGCGCGUGUACUGCUACGGAUCAAAGGUUUAGCUCGGUUUAGCUCUGCAAUUUAGUCCCAAGGAUGUAAAAAUAUCUUUUAUGCUGCCUUACCUUUGCAGUGUCACAGUAAUACUCAAGCUUUGAUGUAGGACUUGUGUCUUGACUGUUCCCUGCGAGAAUUUCUGUGUAGCAGUGAAUUACAGAAGCACUUUAAUAUUUUAUAGGAAUUAUUGUGCCUCUUUCAUUCUCAUUCUUUUCUCUUUCUCUCUACUUCUUUGUCUUUUUGUAACACACAUACAUAAACAUACACACACACUACCCCAACUUUCCAUUGAAUGGGUAUGUCCAUCUGUAUGUCUGUGUCUCUGUGGCUGCAUGUUUACCGAUGUCUCAUCUGGUUUUGUGUUGUUUCGUCUUUCUGCAUUUCCUUUUGAGCAACUUUUCGCAUGAUUCCUGGACUUGAUUUAAAUCUUUUUGCGUUUGUUUGCGUUUGGAAUAUCUGUCUUCAAUUUCCUUCCUUCCUUCCUUCCUUCCUGUGUGCCCAUUUCCUUCUUGUGCACAUCUUUUUGUGUUUAUCUGUGUCACCCUGUCCAUAAUUGUGUGUGUUGUCCAUUUCCCCUCUGUUCAUACCUGUAUGUGUGUUUCUGUUGUCUUUCCCUUGUGUGUUUGUGUAUAUGUGUGUCUGUGGGGUGUCGUUCGCAGGUAUUGUUGGGGGAGGUUCACUCUGGUCUCAGCAGUACCCAGGCGGUGGUGAAGGAACUGAAGGCCAGUGCCAGUGUGCAGGACCAGAUGCAUUUCCUGGAAGAGGCUCGGCCAUACCGGUCUCUCCAGCAUCCAGCUCUAGUGCAAUGCCUCGCUCAGUGCACAGAGGUCACACCCUACUUAGUGGUCAUGGAGUUCUGCCCACUGGGUGAUGUUAAAGGUUACCUGCGCAGCUGCCGGGCAGCAGAUUCCAUGACCCCUGACCCCUUACUGCUUCAGAGAAUGGCGUGCGAGAUCACUUCAGGCCUGCUUCACCUUCACAAAAACAACUUCACCCAUAGUGAUCUGGCUUUAAGAAAUUGCCUGCUAACAUCAGACGUAAAUGUCAAGAUUGGAGACUAUGGACUAUCGCACAACAAGUACAAGGAUGACUACUUUGUGACAUCAGACCAGACCUGGAUUCCUUUACGCUGGAUUGCCCCUGAACUGGUGGAUGAGGUUCAUGGUAACUUGCUGGUGGUCGACCAAACCAAGGAAAGCAACAUCUGGUCUCUUGGCGUAACCAUCUGGGAGCUGUUUGAAUUGGGGAAUCAGCCAUACCGCCAUUAUUCAGACCGACAGGUUCUCAGCUAUGCUGUGAAGGACCAACAAUUGAAGCUGCCCAAGCCACUUCUUAAGUACCCUCUUGCUGAUCGCUGGUAUGAAGUAAUGCAGUUCUGUUGGCUUCAGCCUGACCAGAGGCCCAAUGCAGAAGAAGUUCAUCUGCUGCUUAGUUAUCUUUGUGCCAAAGGAGCCAGUGAGGCAGAGGAAGACUUCGAGAGACGCUGGAACUCCAUGAGACCAAACACAAGCCAUGCUAACCUCCAUGGAGCUGGUGCACUUGCAAUCAACAUGCCCCUCUCAUCCACAACUUCCUCAUUCCCCCUACUGGAGCAGUUCCCCACUGGAGACAGCUACCAUUCAGAAUCUGGAGAUGACAUCUUAACAGUUACUGAAACAAGCCAUGGCCUCAACUUUGAGUACAAGUGGGAGCAAGCACAGGCUGAACAGCACUACCAUUCCUCAUCCACAACAGGCACUUUGGGUCAAAGCAAUCCCCACUGUCAGGAGGUCUACUACCCUCCAGGCGGAAUAGUGGGGGGCUGUGCUGUUGAAGGACUCGCCCUAGGGGUUUCUCCUUCAUAUUAUGAGCCCAAACAACUACAUACCCCUGCUGUGGUACCAGUCCUGAGUGCUCAUAGUCCAUCAGUGAGUAAUGAGUACUAUAUCCGCAUCGAGGAGCCAAUACAAAGCAAUAUUGAUAUGAACUUCACCAUGUGUGCUUACAGCCCAGAGUUCGGGGGGAGCAAUGGAAGCUUUCUAACAGGUAGUGGAGACUCUAGGGAGUGUAUGAACUGUCCCCCUGAAGUUAAACCAGACAUUUACUGGUCAGCAGAUGUCCAUAAAAGCAGUGCCUAUGAUUCUGAUACCAGUCCUUCAAUGUCUCUAACUAUGGAGCCUCUUUUGGGACAUGGUAGCCCCCUUAGGGCAUGGGAGUCUGGUCACUAUGUCUCAUACAAAGACAGGGAUGGAGGUUACUACUAUGAACCAUCACCUCCUAAGGUCAUGGAGCACUACCUGAUACGAGACCCAACAGAGCCUCCACAAGAGAGCUGGGGGUCUCGAAGCCUGAGACAGGCACUUGGGGAACUGGAGGAACCUUUAGGCAUCUCACCAUCACUCGGAAGUCCUCCACAAGGCUAUGCUGAUCCUUACUUAGAGAACAUUCAAGGCUCCAUUAUAGGUAAGAAUGUUACAGGAGGAUACUAUGAUAUGAUGGGCUCCUUAAGGAAAACUAUGCCAGGUAGCCACUCAGUUUGUAUUGACAUGGCGUCAGGUGGUGCUAUAUUUGUAGGACGAGAUGACAGCGACUCUGAUGAAGAGGAAGACAUCUUUGUGGAGAGACGAGGAAGAAGCUGGUCCACCAGCAAUCCAGUAAAUACAAAAGCAAGGACUUUGCGUCAGAGGCAGGGGUCUUGUCUCCAGGAUUCGUAUGCAGACUUCCACUACACUAUGCCAAUGACAGACAUUGAAGAUGCGUGGCCAGAAGAGCAGACCCUGCCGUACCAUAUGGCUAAACCUAUUGACUACUUAGAGACAACGGUCAAAAGCACCACUUGCUUGGUGCAUGGAAGACACAUAGCUUCAAACCCUUCACCCGAGUGCAACUCGUAUAUUCAUAUGUGCCAUGAACCCAGAGAGGCUGAAGUAUAUCCUGUACCGUGUUGUCAAGCUUUGAGCAGUUCUCAUUUUGUAGACCCUCUAACAGGAACACUUGUGAGGAACUGCUUCAUGAUCGACUGUAUUCCAGGGAAAACCAUGACAUUGCCCCAAAAAGACCAACAUCUAGGCCAAACGCCUUUAUCUGCUGGACAUAUAGUCUCCAAAAUAGAGUCAUCAAGGGAAGGAGCUAAACAGUUUGACAUUUCAGAGCAAUAUGUGGAUAUUGCGGUAGGGGAAACAAACACGAAACAAGAAAAAGCUUUGCAUCAAGAUGCAUCUCCAGCAGAUCCUAAAACUGAAAUUAUUGCCAUCCCUUCACAGUUGGAAAAAUCCCCAUCAGAGUUACCCAAAUCAGAGCCAGAGUCAGAGUUGAGUAAGACAGCAGACAGCAGUGUGGACCGUGGAUGCUCUAGCAUCAGCCUGGUAGAGAUUGAUGACUGCAGCGAUGAUGACAUCACUGAUGUAACCUCAGGGAUUUUUAGUGAAUUCACAGUAGAAUCAGAAACUGUUGACUAUGCCAAUCCAACAUUUAAGUCAUUACAAAAGCAGGUCGGUACCCCAGACUCCAUGGACUCUAUUGACAUACCUUCUACAGCAUGUUCUAGUGAGACACUCAGCCCUGCCUCCAUCCAUCCAUCAAGCUCUCCAAAGACUGUGGACAGUGGUUAUGACACUGAAAACAAUGAAUCUCCAGAGUUUGUCCUAAAGGAACCCCAUGAGCUACAAGAUUCCAAGGCUUUUAUCCAGCCCUUGGGAAAGGUAACAUCUGGGACUAACUUUGUCAGCGAAGAACAGGAGAUUAAAAGGGCAGAGGAAGAGAACCUAGAGGACAAUGUUAAUACUGUAAUGACCUUAACAACAUCUGAGAGCAAUGAUGGAGAGCUGAAAGCACUGAGUGAUAAAACUCCAUACAGAGAUUUGGCCUACUUCUCUGACUAUGAUGCAGGGAAAGAUAAGGAAAGCGAAGAGGACAUCAGUGAACUUGAAGAACAGAAUGAUGGACCAGAGGAAAUUAUAGAUAAACAGGAGCUACUUUCUUUACAGAAGGAGACAGAUGGAGAUGAAAAGUUUCCAAAGGACUGUGAAAAAUCUCCUGAAAAGGCUGAUGAUGCCACCUCAAACAUUCCAUCAAAGAUAGAUGAAGGUGUGUCUGCUUGCGACACAGUUUUUAGUGUGUCUAUCUCACCUCCUGAUAAUGAAGUGUCUGCCAUAAAUGAUCAUUUUGAUGAUGAUGAUGGAAAUCUUUGUGUAGAUUCAGAUCUUUCUGCAGAACUUGCACCACCCGAGUCUGAAGUAUCGGAUUCAAAUGCUUUGCUUGGUCCCGAUGUAAAGCAAGAGGAAUCUUUCACACAAGUUGGCAUUGAAGAUUCUGAGGGCGACGUUGCAAAGACCAAAACUGAGUCCAUUUCAGAGGUCCUCAUUGAUGAGAAUGAAGAGGCCAUAGUCAAAGGUGUGAGCUAUACUAUUUUGUCUGAAGAGGAAUUAGCAUCUCAGAAGGAAACAGUAGAAAGGAACAGUUCCAUUACUCAUGAGGGGCUGGAAUCCAGGAGUAAGGACUGUAAAGAAGGAGGAUGUAAAAGAAGCUCCAUACGUUCUGGCUCUCCUCCCCCUCCACUAGAAGGUCGGGUAUCUCCCACAGAUGGAGAGGAGGCAGAUGAGGAAGAUGGCGACUCUGAAGACAGCGAUGAGUCCGAUGAGGAGCUGCGCACAUACAGCAUCCAGGAGCAGAGCGAAGAAAGCGAGGAUGAGAUCUUAACUGUUCCUAUUAUUGUGAGUGACUGCAGUGAUUCGCACAAACUCAGAAGCCUACUUAAGAUGCCUACACUGCUCAGUGAUUCACUGUCUGACGAAAUGGAAAGCAAAAAGAAGGUGGUGUCCUUCUUCGACGAUGUCACCGUCUUUCUGUUUGACCAGGAAAGCCCAACUAGAGAGCUGGCAGAUCACAGUUUUCCCUUGGGUGGAGAGUCAAGUAAACCGAGUGCGAAGAGUAAAGUGCAAAACCAGCAGGAAAAAGUCAAUGCCUCUGAUGACUCUUCUGAUGGAAACAUCUCAGAAGAGAGUGCAGGGUUUGAAUGGGAAGAUGAUUUCCCAUUGCUGCCCCUUCCCACAUCUUCCAAGGGGUCUCCUCCGGACAUCACUGCAAAGCCGAGCCUACCGACCAGCAGCACUAAACCUGCGGCACAAGUCUCACGUUUUACCGUUUCUCCAUCCAAUGUGUCACGUUUCUCCAUUACACAUGUCUCAGAUUCAGAUAUGGAUUCUGCAGGAGGGAGCAGUGAAGACGGGGAAAGAGAGUGAAUCAUCAUACUACUGCCACUGACAGACCCUCUUUUUUUUUUUUUUUUUUUUUUUUUUUUUGAUCAAGGAGACCUCAGUAAGAAGAAGGUUUGGAUCUCUUUGGAAGUUUCAGAUUCUCUCAGUGACAGUGCCUCUUAAUGUCAGUAAACACUUCAGAGAAGCCCUUUUGGGCCCAGAAGAAAAAACAUGUGGAAGUGACUAAACAUAUUAAGAAUCACAAACUAAAAUUUGGCAUAUUAUAAAUAAAAAGAGAGUUUGGACGGAUCUGUUUAGUUCAUAUGGACCUACUGAAAACUGACUGUGACUGUUUACAACAUCAGAUACUGUAUUUUUGGAUAGUGUUGAAAAAAGACGCUAAAGGUAUCACUGCAUCAAACAUUGAAUGAGACCAUCUUAGCGAAAUGUAACAAAACUAAACCGAACUGAUUUUUACUGUGAAAUAUCAAUGCAGUGUUGUUUGUCUAGCAAAGGAGGAGUUUUAGAAAGGAGAGGGUAUUUAAGUGUUUUUAUGACUAAAAUGAAGUUCACGACACACAGCUGCCUUGUGUUUGUCACCUGCCUGAGAGUAGCAUUGUGUAAUGGUGACAUGGCAUUCUGAACCCACUUUUAUGAUUUUAUUAAUAAUCAUACUUGGAUUUUUAUUAUCAAAUCUCUUUCUUCAUAAUUUGCUUAGUGUUCUGGAUCAUGUUUAUUUACAUAUUUUCCAGUGCUUCAAUUUAAAUCAAUUUGCACAUGAGGCAAAUGAUUUUGAUAUGUCUUUGCUGUUCAUAGCAGGAAUCAUGUUCCCUUGAGUUUGACUUUGAAUAUCUGCAGCUAAAUCCAUGAAAUAAUAUAUAAAAGUGAUGAUUACCCUUUUAAAGUAUUAAAGUUUUAAGAGUAGACAAUUAGAAAAUCUUCAUAAUACUCAAAAAUAAAUAUCAAACAAUAUAUAAUUGACAACAUAUUAUGUAAUGGGGGAUUUCAAUGAACGUGUAUUUAAUGAUGUAUUUAGGGUGACUACUGGUGAAGAGGAACACUUAAGCUAAAUCAUCAUGUUGCCGUUUGAAUCAUAUAAUUAAAAAAAGACAAACGUGAUUACAAAUGAUCAGAAAGUGUUGCAUUUUACCUGUAUUCACCCUAUUAAAAUGAUGCUGUACAUGCCUGCUAUCUUUUGAGGAUUGAAGCCGGGUUGUAUUAUGAUCAGGGUGUUAAUAAUAUAUAUAAAGAGUGUUAUUUAUUAGCCAACACAUGUUUUAUAUUUCCUUGAACUUUGAAGAACAGAUAAAUGCUUUUUUUGCAUUGCAAGCUGCAAUGCUUAACAGACUGUCAUGCUAAACUAGAUGUUGGACUUUAGAAAUUGACCAGUAGGGACAAUUUAAACUGCUGAACAAAAUGGACAUGAUCUUGUGACUUUUUCUCUGAUAUGGUUGGGAAACAACACAUCGGACGUGAUCAAGGAGGACGAGCCUGCAGAUGUGACUGAGAACAGUGUACAGUGCGGAGGGACUCGAUGCUACCUGCACACUUCUGUGUGUUAAAUCUCGAUUCGCUACUCUCGAUAUGUUCUGUUUGUUUGCCCGUGAAGGCGCUUAUUCUAUGUAACUGUCUAGCUUAGAUUGAACUAGACAACAGUCUGUACUAUUUUUGUAUUUGAUUCAACAAUUUUAAACUACUGAAAGAUCUCAGGAGGUAAAGGACAAGGAAAAAUAUGUGUUUUCUGCCAAAGAAAUGUAUCACAUGAUGUGGCACAAGCUGGAUUGGUGUCCCGUAUGUCAUUCUGAUUCAGAGCGGCAGAUUCACUGAUUUUUUCCUGCGAUAUUUGCCUGUACGAUGGUUUUAAAUUGCAGUAUAAUGUUAAGCGAGAGUGGAUGUAAGUCUGUUCCUCAAAUGUGUCAAACUUAGUGAAAAAAAUAAAAAACUAUUCUGUUUGA